AUGUCCUUGUCCUCUCCCAGACAACUAGCGGGAGAGAGGAGAGAGAAAGGAGUCAAGACCAUCCUUGGCGGCAGCUUGCUGCACCUGUCCCUCUCUCUGCAGAAACUUCCGGCAUGUAGGACUCAUGCGCUGCCUUCGCAUGAUGGCAGCAUCCUCCUUCGCUCGGUCGGGUUCAUGGAUCCGAAGAACUUCGAUGUCUCUUCUCUCCUGCGCCAACCAGACUACGACACCAGGCUUGCGAGCUCUGCCGUGAAAGAGCAGGAGGCAGAGGAUACCAAGUCCUUCGCCUUCGAUUAUCUCGAGAUGACGGGAGCUGUGGCUGAGCGACAUGCUCGGGUGGCGAAGCUGCACACGGAUAAUUUCCUGAGGAGUGAGGCAGAGAGAGACUGGGAGGACGAGCGAUCGAUGCUGGUGGCUGUUGACCUGGGUAGCCUAGACUUGCAGAAGCCGGAUAGCUUUGUGCUGCCGGCGUUUCAGCCGAUCGCAGGCUUCACGGAGCGAGAUCAGACAGCAGCAGAGGAGGGCAGCAGCCAUCAGCGAGGAGGCGAGAGGAGGAGACGUUGGGACGGGCGUCAGCAGCAGCUCUCGGAGGUAGUGAAGGCCAUCAACAGGAAGAAGUGGCGGGCCGAGAGCUUGUCCGAGCGAGACGAGCUGCAGCCGUUGAAGCUCCUAUCAAGGAUGACACGUGAUGGCUCUGAUGCCUCCUUCUCCUCCUCCAACCCGUCCUCACAGGGCUACAACACCAGCCUUGAGGAUCCUUACCUCUCUCUUACCAGCCCGGGCUACAGCCCAGCAGCACCUCUGGAAGGAUCACAAGGCCCCUCGGCGUCAUCGAGGUACCUCGCCGAUCUCUACCGCAUGCUACACGCGCUGGUGGCACGAGACAAGGGGACGAGGGGCUUCAUAUGCCUCAAGGACCAGGUCUCGAGAGACGCCUGGCUGCUCCGAGGAGCCCUCGAGUUUCUAUCUGCAGACUUCAAGGACCUGCUUCGAACGUCGCUGGACUGCUGGCAGGAAGGAGGGAAGAAGAAACUUGCCCAGCAGUUCGACGAGGAGGGUGAGAGCCCUGGCGCCUCCAAGACCGACCGCAUGCUGGUCAUCCAUCAUCUCCUCCGGUGGCACUCCAAGCAGAGAGACUCGCAGCUCGACGGCACGGAGGACGGCAAGUGUGUCCCCCUGUGGGCUGAAAUCUUCUUCCUCAUGCGAUGUGGGGCUGCAGACGCAGCCGCGAGCAUCUUGAACGACAACUCCCUCCAGCUGAGCUCCCCGCCGCAGAGGAGGCCGCAUGCUCACGCGAGCUCCUCGGAGCAUCAGGAGUUCGAGAGGGUGGUGAAACAGCUCUUCCGUCAGGCGCUGACGCAGUGGGCAGAGGGAGAGAAAGGAGACGAGGGUGUAGUCCAUCGACUUUCCUUCUCCCCCUCCUUCUGCAAGGGCGACUUCCUGUGGGCUUGCAACAUGCGGCUCACCCCGGAGAGCAGCAGCAUGAAGCGCUUCGGCGGGCUGGUUGAGUCAUUCUUGCGUCAGACGGAGAGCGACAAGUGGCAUAACGUGGUGGUGAGCCUGCUGAACGACUCCGAGAACAACCCGGGGGAGAUCCCGCGAAGCCACAAGGGAGAGAGCGAGUCAGCGAGGUUCAAGUGCGCCAUCAACGACCUCCCUCCUCUCUUCGACGACGUCACUGAAAGGCUCUGCGAUCACCUCCUCCUCGAUAAGGCUGCCGACCGCCUGGCUCCUUCCUUCUUCCUCUACUCCAACCGAUCCAACGGCAACCUCUUCCUCGAUACCGCCGUGGUGGCUCAGAAGACGCUGUGGCGGCUUGUGCAGGACAUGGUGUGGCGGCAGCUGGCGUUUGUCCGGCCUGAUCCCCAGUUAAAGCCCUUGGGCCGCAACCACUCGAAGCACAAGUCGCAGCUUCAUCCGCUGUCUCUAGAGCACUGCCAGACGGAGGGGGUGAAGGCAGUCGUGGAGGGAGUGAGCAAGUGGCAGGGAUGGACCUCGUUCAAGGUCUACGUCAAGGCCAUCACGUCGGGACAAAAUCUACCGGGAAUUCACCCGCAGAUUAAGACCAUCGUGACCUACAACCUUGUCCAGAUCCUCUUCCUCACCCUCCAGCUCGACAAGGGCCUCCUCGAGCUGUCCAAGCUCGGGGGCGAGCACGAAGUCGAGGCGGCGCACAUCGGCAUCGCCCUGCACUACUACGGGGCCCUCCAGGGCCUUGAGGAGCUGGAUUACUGCGGUCAGCGGGGGGAUGUGGGGGCGAAGAGGGACUCGAGGAGCCGAGCCGAGUCGUUUCUGCGAUGUCUGGUGUCGAAGAUGCUUCAUGGCUUCUUCCUCCUUCCGCCCUCCUCCCCCGCCAGCUUCCUCCUCCUCCUCCAGCGCGCCCUCCACUACUGCUACGUCUUCCAGGUCGAGCACUUCUGGGGAGGCGUUGACGUACAGAACCCUGAAGAAGGCGAGAGCUUGCAGGGGAAGGAGGAAAUGGCAGAGGAGUCAAGGCUCAACGAGAGCUGUCUCGCCCUGCUCACUCAGCUGUGCCUGCUCGCCCCCGUCCGGCCCCUCCAUGACGCGUUCAUGCUCGUGCUGGAGGAUCUUGCUCCUGCCUCCUCCUCUCCUCCGGUGAGGGCGCUGGGAGCCUCCGCAUCUUCAGCUGGUCGUCGGAGAAAGCUCUUGAUCGACCUCAUGUACGAGGCCAAAGUGAGAGCAGCGGAAGUGUGCUGCCUGCGAGGAGACCUGCUGCUGCACGACGCCGCACUUCUCUUCUACUGGGCUGAGCAGGAGGGGGGGCUAAAUGGAGGAGAAAAGAACUUCGAGAAGUUCCUGCUGACGAUGACGGCGCUGGUCGAUCAGUUUGCAGUAGAGGAAAGAUGCUCUUCGCGCAAGGCAAGAUCGCGAGUGAUGGACAUCGCAAGCCGGCUGGUCGAGGGCAUGUGGAGAUACGGGAGGGGAGGAUCAACGAACUUGUUGGAGGAGCAGGAGGAGGAGCAGGAGGGAGCAGGAGGGAGGAGGCAGGCUAGGGAAGUGAUGCAGUGGCUGCGCGUCAACGGGCAUGAAGAGAGAGCUCGGACGCUUCUGUCAGUCUUUCUCUACACGUGGCAGAGCGCCAAGGCCCAGGAGGUUUACGCGUCUGGGUUGGCACUGGAGGCUCUGAGAGAACUUCUCGACCUCUCGCUGUCUAGCAGGUCUCCAGCUGCUGGUCGAGCUCUUCAGUUUGCGCCCAAGAUACGAGAGCUUCUGCAAUGCCUGCAGGAGGGAAACCCCGAGCUGUCGGGCAAUAUCUCCUUCCUCCCCUGCCUUCAUCACGGGGUCAACGCAGAAAAGGCAAUCCUGCAGGUACAGAAGAUCGUUUCUAGCGAAUCUUUCAAGACGAGGGCCCUGGGCAACAAUUUGCCUGCGCAGAACCUCGUCGCUGAUUCCAUCCUCCUUGCCUUCCAGUGGCAAGACCCCCUUAUCCUCUCUCCCAUCCUCACGCUGUCCUGUCAGAUGUUUAGCCCCCCCAAGAGACACCUCUCCCAGGUUGAGGGGCUGGCCGACAUGAGCCAAGCAAGCAAGUGGGCGAGGACCAGCAAUGAAGGAGAGCAGUUGAACUCGGGAAUGCUGUCUGCACUCGUACUAGACGAGACUGAGCUGCUGCGAUCGGUCAAGUGGCACUUGGAGGAGCUGGAGAGAUGCGCCGAGCUGCUGGUCAAGAGAAAUUUGUGCGCCAACGAGCUCGUCGUGAGGAUGCGGACGAUGAAGCAGCAGCAGAGGGUGUGA
Molecule: messenger RNA, 3753 nt
Organism: Guillardia theta CCMP2712
Lineage: Eukaryota; Cryptophyceae; Pyrenomonadales; Geminigeraceae
Exons: 17
Coding region: 1-3753 (1250 amino acids)
Biological process (GO): poly(A)+ mRNA export from nucleus; protein import into nucleus
Cellular component (GO): nuclear pore
Molecular function (GO): structural constituent of nuclear pore
Source: RefSeq, a predicted model, not a curated record